This is a messenger RNA of Perca flavescens (yellow perch), 745 nucleotides long. RefSeq lists its product as uncharacterized. Bases 113 to 745 code for a protein of 210 amino acids. NCBI's taxonomy places the organism in Eukaryota, Metazoa, Chordata, Actinopteri, Perciformes, Percidae. The transcript has 5 exons. The record is from RefSeq and is a predicted model, not a curated record. Gene Ontology annotation, biological process: immune response; cell surface receptor signaling pathway. Gene Ontology annotation, cellular component: external side of plasma membrane. Gene Ontology annotation, molecular function: transmembrane signaling receptor activity.
AACCGAACCAAACUCCAACUAACCAAAGUGUCUUAUCUCUUCAGUUCUGAUCUCACUGCUGAGAUUCCCAACAAACCAAGCCUCUCUGACUGUGAGUCCCAGCAGCUCUCAGAUGUUUAAAGAGCAGUCUGUCUCUCUGAGCUGUGAGGAGGACGACAGCUCUGCUGGAUGGACUCUGAGGAGGAACACAUCCGGAGAAACCAGGACUCAGUGUGGAGAUGGCUGGGGAAGACCUGCUGGGUCUUCCUGUAUCAUCAGCUACAUGGACCCAUCGCAAAGUGGAGUGUACUGGUGUGAGUCCAGAGAGGGAGCAACCAGUAACAGCAUCACCAUCACUGUCACUGAUGGACCAGUGAUCCUGCAGAGUCCUGUCCUCCCUGUGAUGGAGGGAGAAGACCUCACUCUGACCUGUCAAACAGAGACCUCCUCCAUCCUCCCAGCUGGGAAACCAAAUACCACAAGCCCUCCUACGAGCUCGCCACCGGCCCCUGAAACAACCUCAGCUCCGGCCCAGACCUCAGACCCACCUUCGACCUCAGACCUCCUCUACCUUGUGAUCAGACUGGUCUGCCACCUGGUGGUGUUCUGUCCGUACUGCAUCUCCACUUUCAUCAUGGUGUCUUUAUAUCGACAGAGGGCCAAAGGAAAUGACCUGUCUGUCUCCAUGGUGACGACCCCGCCCACCCGGGCUGAGGAAGGAUUGGAUGAAAACUAUGAUGAUGUCACCACGGAGCAUCACUUCUGA